GUGGAUGAUGGAGGAUAAAAGGCCAUCGGGUUUCCAUUCUUCUAUAUUGUAUCAAUUUCUUCAGGUUCAACAUAUAUAUUGAGAAGAUCAACUUCGACCAGACUUUUACUUUAUUCAAGAUGGAGGAACUCAACGGCUGGAGUGUUCAGAAAGAGAGGAUCAAUCAACUCUACAAUGUUGAAGAGAAAACACUUUCCGAGGUUUGAGCUAUCAUGGAAGAACAAUUUGGGCAUAAAGGAUCGUAUGUGCUUUCUCGUCUACCCUUCCGUUCCUUCCUCGGCAUUUUCUGUACAUUGAACGCAGACAUAUUGCACCCUUCCUCUUGCCCUAAGCGCUGCUUUUGCCAUACUUUGGAUCAGAAGCUUCCACGACGACUAUGCUCACACAUUUGUAGGUUAAAACAGUACAAAGGCCGAUUGAAGGCCUGGGGUUUUGAUAAGAAGAACAUCAAGGAUGCAGACAUGAGAGUUAUGCUUCGAAAGCAACCCAAAAGGAAGAUCGAUGAUGGCAAAGAGACCGAGUUUUUCUUGAACGAGAAACAAGUGCCGCCAGUAAAGAUGAACUGCUUUGUUAAGAGGAAGAAGUUGGAUGAUGAUAUGAUUGCCGCUGCAGAUAUGCGUAGGUGAUUCCCUUCAUACUAGAAUAGUUGCUGACAGAAGAGUAGCCACACCAUCUUAUAUCACUUGUCAAACACCAGAGCCUACAGCAGAUAUCGAAGGCACUUCUAGAGAUAUCGAAGCUAUCUCACAUGAUAUGCAAGUCAUGAUGACAAUCCCAGAAGAUGAUGAGGUACACAAUCAGACCGAAUCGGACGAUGUCGACAGCAAACCGAACAAUAAGUCUAUUAUAUCCUCCUCGAGAGAAGUUUUGGAAGGACCUCUUCAAAAUACUGUCGACGUCGAUUCAGACAUACCUGGAACCAAGUAGGAGCAACAAGAAUAUGCUGCACGGGUAAGCCCCCGUAAUACGCUUAGCAGUGGUGCCUAUUGAUUAAUGGGCUUUAGAUGGCACACUUAAUUUUACAUAGUGACCGGUCCGACCUCGAAACCAUUUUGCAAGACGAGCCAGCAGAACUUUUGUUCAACAAUAGAUCUGAUCCAAGAUACAAUUCAAUAUUGAGCGUAUUUGUAUCCCGGGGGAGGAGAGACGGAGCUUACCCUGUGGUUCCCCAAAUACUUGAGCUUGCAUUGCUUUUCUUGUUUCACCUAAGAAAGCGUGUACCCAAGAUUGUGCCUUCUUUUAGCACAAAAUCUUUCGAAGCAUAUAGCGAGUACUGAUUGUUUACAGCCGCACAAUGCUUGAGCGCCUAUGGUAAGUUAGUUUAAUACACCGACCUUCUGAAAUCCCCAAUUACCUGCUGACUACUCGCUAGUUCUAUUUUCCAGGGACCCUGCGUGGCAAUUUGAUAGAAUCAAUGAAGUUCCUAGGGUCAACCGUCGUACGGGAGCAAAGAUCUUCUACAAGAUAUGAAUUUCACCAUAGUUGCUGCUCACAAAGGAGAAUGGGGUACAUGGAGACAAUCCUUGAGAAAACUGCAGCCAUUUACCCCCGGGAAAUUAUAAUGAGGAUAAUACGCCAUUCCAAACCAGCGAUCUCAAGAAUAUUCCAUUUGGACCGCAGGCACCACUGAGAAGUGAAUACAUUACGGAACUGCUCAAAGAAGACACAAAAACGUCUUACUCACUAAUCGCCGCUAGUGCACCUCUUCACUUGAAAAACCACACAAACAACGUCCCUUUCAUACAACGAUCGCGCACAGCACCUCCCUUAAUCGACCACACACGCAAUGAGAAUCUCGAACAAGGAAUAGAAACGAGUUUGGCACCUCCUCUCGAGUUGAUUAGUGCUCGCUAUCACCUUUCCAACUCACCAACGUGGUAUUACGACGAUAUCGAAAGAUCAAAUCUCUUACACCACCUGUCCCCUGCUCUCUUCAACACGCAAAGCCCAUAUACAGCAAUCUACAAGGCGCAAUCUCCGCAAUACCGCUUCGGAAUGGCGAAUUCACCGCAGCUGGCGAGGCUGCUGGAAACUCCACCAAUGUCUGCGUUUCCCUACUAA
Molecule: messenger RNA, 2061 nt
Organism: Hymenoscyphus albidus
Lineage: Eukaryota; Fungi; Ascomycota; Leotiomycetes; Helotiales; Helotiaceae
Source: the annotation of a GenBank genome assembly